Eimeria mitis is the source of this 5790-nucleotide messenger RNA. Its product is annotated as CAM kinase, SNF1 family, putative. Gene Ontology annotation, biological process: protein phosphorylation; regulation of cytokinesis; mitotic spindle organization. The transcript has 7 exons. The coding region runs from base 1 to 5790 and encodes 1929 amino acids. The record is from RefSeq and is a predicted model, not a curated record. NCBI's taxonomy places the organism in Eukaryota, Apicomplexa, Conoidasida, Eucoccidiorida, Eimeriidae. Gene Ontology annotation, cellular component: spindle microtubule; chromosome passenger complex; spindle midzone. Gene Ontology annotation, molecular function: protein kinase activity; ATP binding.
AUGAAGAAGACGGCGUUCUGGGGUGGCCAGAUACCGCUUCCUCACCGUCGGCGCCUGGCUGCGGCCCGUGACGAGCUUGCAGUGCAUGUGUUGUGUUGCAGGGGUUUCAGCAGAGUUGAUGGAGGAGGAGACCCCUUCUCCUCUCUCCAUGGGAGGCAGCAAGAGCAGGGCCCCCACCAUGUCAAGGCAGUGGGGGCCCCCGAGGGCUUGCCUGGGGAAAGCAGGGCGCUGGGGCCCCCGGCUUGUGCAGCCGGGGGCCCCCGUCGCACCCGUGCGGCAACGCAGACACCGCAGCGUGCCGACACGCAAGAAAGCAGCUGCAGUUCUCAGCUGCAGCAACAGCAAAAGCAGCAGCAAAAACAGCAACAGAAUGUAGUUACGCGUCUCCGGCUGGACUUAGGCUCUGUAUCGCGAGCACUGGAUAUCAGCCCAAGGAAUCAAGCUGGCUUAGGGGGCCCCUUUGGGGGGGCCCCCUUAGGGGGGCCCCCCGUAGGGGCCCCCAGCUCCCCCUGCGGUGGGGCCCCACAGGAUCGCAUGCAGUGCCUUGAGAGCUCUGAUGCAGCACCAGCAACAGCAGGGGGUUACAGAGUGCGUCUGCAGCAGCACAACGAAUGGCAUGCUGAGCGUUUGUCUCCGCUGCAGCAGCAGCUGCGUCGGCAGCAGCAGCAGCAGCAGCAGCGUCGGGGUCACCUAACAGCUCGAGCCUGCACAAUGGGGGAGCCUUGGCCCACAUCCUGCAACAGCCAGCUGCAGGGAGUGCUCUUCUGUGGUGACACCCCAAGGGCCCCCCGCAGCAACGUGCAGAACCUCGUGCAGCAGCUGGCGGCGCGUCGUCUCCGCAGCAAGGGUGGGGGGGCCCUCAGGGCUUUGGGGGGGCCCCUCAGUUGCAGAGCAGACAGGGGAGCAUCUCAGCUGCGCUGCAGGGGAUCACUAGAAAGGGAUAUAAACAGCAGGGGGCCCCCAGAUACUCGCGCCAAAACUGCUGCUCAUGAAGGCACCGAAGCAACAGGAGGGGAGACGGGGGGCCCCCAUUACAUCAAAGAAACAAAAGCUGCCGAUACACCCCAGCAACCGAAUGCACCCUGCUCCUCUGCAUGCAGCGGAGGAGCUGUAGCAGGAGAUGCAUGCGAUGAAGGGUGGGGUCCUGGAGGUGUGCAUGGAGGGGGGGGGGCCCCCUUGGGGGCCCCUUUGGGGAACCCCCUGCUGCAGGCAGCACUGGCACGGGGGCCCCCCGAGAAGGUCGUUGGGUCUUAUCUGCUGGGCCGCACCAUAGGAGAGGGUACCUUCGGCAAAGUACGCGUGGCAACGCAUGCAUUGACGGGGGAAUGUGUUGCUGUGAAAGUACUAGAAAAGGAGAAGUUGAAGGCAGCAGAAGACGCAGAGAGAGUGUUGAGAGAAAUUCAUAUAUUGAGGGCUGUCAGACACCCACAUAUUAUUCAUCUCCUAGAGAUUCUGGAGACUGCGUCUCGUUUAUACUUGGUGAUGGAGUUGGCUAGUGGGGGGGAGUUAUUUGAUUUUAUAGUAAAGAGACAGCGUGUAGAUGAGGGGACAGCUCGUCGUUUGUUUAGACAAAUUCUUUCUGGUGUUGAGGCUCUGCAUUCUCUCUGCAUAUGCCACAGAGUAAUACUUUACGCGUUGCUAGUGGGCCGUCUCCCCUUUGAGGAAUCUACAACAGAGGGACUCUACCGCAGCAUCAUCAGCGGCCACUUCGGCUACCCCGAUCACCUGAGCCCCGAGGCCUGCAGUCUCCUUAAAGGCAUUCUACACACUUGUCCCCUCAAGCGUCUAGGGCCUAUGCAAAUAAAACAACACCCCUGGUUAUGCAAUGGAAAAGUUCAGCAUAUACCCAGAAGCCUCUCCUCUCGCUGGCCCAGUGGGCCCCCCGUCUGCUCCCUCACGGACUGCCGCGCCUGCGCAGAGUGGCUCGCGCCGCCAUCAGCCCAGGCGCUUGUGUUGCUGCAGCUGAGGAGAGACAUCCUAGAACAAAUGCCGCCAUCCAACUACUCUCUUGAGGCCCUCGAGUGCCACAUCCGCUGUCAUCCCGUUGGCGCCCACGCUGCCACCUAUUAUUUGCUGUGUCUUAAAAAGAGGCGGGAGGAGGAGGCAGCUGCAGCAGCAGCUGCCUCUGGCGCCAAAACAGCAGCAGCGGCAGCAGCAGCAGCAGUUCAGCAGCAGCGAAGCUCCCCCUCUGUGCCUUCUUGCGAGGGGCCCCCGGCGUUGUCUUCCACUGUACCGCGCCAGCAUACACGAAGGGGCCCCAAAGAUCAUUCUGCUUCGGCAGCAGAGAGGCAACCGCCUGCAACAGCUCCUCCCCUUGCUGCAACAGCUCGAGCGAAGGAAGCAGAGGGGCGCCGACGGCCUGCUCCUAAGCUGGGGGCCCCUAGAGAGGCACCCAAGGGGCCCCUUAGGGAGUCCCCCAACGGGUCCUUUGUGGAGGCUCAGAGGGGGGCCCUCAGGGAGGCCCCCAAGGGGGCCCCUAGGGAAGCCCCACGGGGGCCCCGUGCGGAGGCCCCCAGGGUCACCCGCGCGGAGGCCCCCAAGGGGGCCCCCACCAGAGCUGAAGUUGCCCCUAUGCAGAGGCGCUUGAAGGGGCCCUGCAGUUCUGAGACUUCCCUGCAGCAACGUCUGCAGCAGCAGCGGCAGCAACAUCAGCAGCAGCUUGCCGAGAAGCUGCUGCAGCCGCUACUUUGCCGCUCAACUAGGACACAGGCUACCCCCAGCAGCAGCAGCAGCAGCCCGAUGAACCACAGCACCGCCGGAGCAGCAAAGGCGUCUCCCUCACCCCAACCCCAGGCCUCUCGCCUCUUAGAAGAGCCCUCUCAAGCAGAAGCCCCUCCCGCUGUUUCACAGGGGGCCCCCCGAGGGGGCCCCAUAGGCGAACGUGUUGCCCCCUCUAGCAGCCCCCUAGACGAGGGUCCAGGGGGGCCGUCAGGGCAAGAGACCUUGCAGCAGCAGCAGCUGCAGCAGCAGCUGCAGCAGCAGGAAUCCCCUCCACAGCAGGUAGCGCCUAAUGAUAAUAUCGAGGGGACAGAAAAGGAGACACUGAAACCCCUAUUAGGACAGGCUGUAGCGCAGCAACAGCCAACAGCAACUAGGGAGACAGACCUUGGGUUGCUGCAGCAGCAGCAGCAGCAAGAGGAGCCGGACCCAUCUCUGAAACUGAAUCGGGUAGGUGCACCUCUGCAGGUGCAGCAGGAGCAGCAGCAGCACGAGAAGCAGCAGCAGGAGCAGCAGCAAGAUGAACAGCAGCCCAGCGUGCAGCCACAGCUAGAGAGCGGCUUGGCUGCUGUAGAUACACCGCAAGAUCUUCUGCAGCAGCAAACAAGCUGCAACGCUCUGCAGCUAACACAACUCAUGAUGCGCAAUAUGUUGGCUAGGCAGCAUCAGCAGCUUCGUGGGGAGCCGUUCCAUCAAGCAGCAGGUUUAGGGGGGGCCCCCGCCGGAGAAGCGGACCCCCUCAGGGGCCUCCUUACAGCCCGGGGGCCCCUGCCCCCCAGUGCCCAACUGAACUGUACCCUAGGGGCCCCCAAGAGCCCUGGACGAUCUCUGGAGUCCCUUUUGUCUCCACGUUGCCUUAUCCCCGCUGCUGACCUUCUGGGCGACAGCAACACACACCAGCAGCAGCAGCAGCAGCAGCAGCAGCAGCAGCAGCAGCAGCAGCAGCAGGAGGGCUGCGCUUCCUCAGCAGCAGACUGUGCCUCCCUCAGAAGCAACAACUGCCAGGCCCAACAAGAUAUGUCAGCAUGUGUAGAUACACUGCAGCUGCUAGAGACAGGACCUCUACCUGCUGCUGGUUCUUCAGGGGCCCCUGCUACUGCAGCUACUGCUGCUGCUUCCUUGGGGCCCCCGCCAAUGCUUGUGAGGCUUUCUCUUGGUGCACCCAAAGGCAACACCCACAAGGCGUUGCAGCAGACCUCAAGCCGCCGGCUAUCCUAUGAUUUUCGCGAGAUAGAUAGAGCCGCAGCAUGCGCAGAAGGGAGCAGCAGAUGCAUGCUGGAAGAGGAGCAGCAAGCGCACAAGGCAGCAAACACGAAGCCAGUGACAACUGCGACCUCCAGGCCUCUUAACGCAACAUACAGAACCUCUACUGGCAGCAAGAGGAGCAGCACCAGCAGCGGGAGCAGCAGCAGCAACAGCAGCAGCGGCUAUUCGUGCGAGCCUGUGGACAAGUCAACAAGGGUUCUCGGCUCAGCAGCAACAGCAGCCGGCGGAUCCAUUCGAACGAGGAGAGUCCCAGGCCUCACCUCCAGUCUAUCGUUGCAGCAGCAGCAGCAGCAGCAGCCGCUCCACCGGGGGCAGCAGCCGCCACUGCAGCACACCAGCACAUGGCAAGCAAAGCGAGUCUCCUUACGCGGAGAGCAGCAAAGACUGCCAGCAGCAACAGCAGCAGGGCGUACAGUCGCGGCAGCAAACACCCCAAGGCCUCUUUCCCGCUCAGAAGCCGCCCCGGGGGCCCCCGCGCCGACAAAACCCGCCAGUAAGGUUGGGGCCUCGAGGGGCCCCCCAAGGCGCGUGGCUCCUUUGCGUUUAUCUCUCAGCACAGGCUGCGCUCCCCCCGCUUCGGAUGCUGCUGUUGCAGCAGCAGCAGGUGUCCAAGCUACUGCGGCUGCUGCGCCUGCUUCUUCUAGUUCUAUGGAGAGGCGGGCCCUUGGCGUUGGCUUGAGUGGUGCGCUGAGGAGACAGUCGCUGGAGAGGCCGCCCCCAAGGGGUUCCCUGACGGCUCGCACUGCCAUUAGGCGCAGCGUCGCUGCUGCAGCGGGAAAGGCGCCAGCAGCAGGCGCAGCAGCAGGAGUUGCAGCAUCAGCACUCAACAAAGAUUGCAGGCGUCUGGGGAGCAAAGUAGGAGAAGGGAAUAACGUAAAAAUGUUGGGGGGAGGCCUUCGAGCAGCAGAGAGGCCCCUCGCCGUCGCGAGAGACAACUCCAGCGCAGGCAGCGCGGGGGCCCCCCAGCCACCACUGUCGGCAAGAAAACCUCUGAUUGACUGCUCAGGCGUCAAGCAGCUGCAGACACAUGCAGCAGCAGCUGCGACGGCCCGCGCUCCUCUGCGAGCGGCGGGACCUGCGGGUGCUCCGUCUGCUGCAGGAAGGUCAACCACAUCAGCAGCAACGGCAGCAGCAGGAGGAACUGUUCUGCAACAGAGUCGGCUCCGUUCCUUGACAGCUGAAGGCUUGCCAAGCGACCGCCUAAGGGCCCCUGUGAACCCCCGCGGUAUACCUACAGGGGCAGCAGCUGCACAGAAAGCCUCCGCCAGGGGUCCUCCAGCUGACAGCCGCGUGCUGAAGACAACUCGAGCAGCAACAAGCACGAGUCUAGCGCAAAAGGCUGCAACUGCAACUGCAGCUGGAGGGGGCCUCUCCCAUGCCCUAUCAGCUGGUGUUCCUGGGCCCGAAGUGGGGGCUCGGCCUUCAGCAGCUGCGCCAGCAGCAGCGAGCAGCAGAACACUAGAUAUGCGUGCAAAAAUAAGCACGAGAACCAAGACAACCAGCACCACUCGCUCUAGCAGCGGAAUCCCAUCCCUUGUAGCCCCUUCUAAGGUUACUCGGGGGUCGAAGGGCGGACCGUAUCCUGUGUCGUUGCUCUCAGCAAGAGCCUCUGUGCAGCUACUGCACUCCAGCAGGAAGCAGCAGCUUCCGCAGCAGCCACAGCAGCCGCAUGCGCAGCCGAAACGCGGGUCUUUGCUUCGCUGCAGGACAGCUGGAACUGCUGAGGAGAACCGAAGGGGCAGUCAAAAGCCGCUCCUUGGGGCCCCAAACAGCACCCGCUGCAGCCUGCAGCAGGGAACGUGCUGA